This is a messenger RNA of Setaria italica (foxtail millet), 630 nucleotides long. RefSeq lists its product as uncharacterized. Lineage: Eukaryota; Viridiplantae; Streptophyta; Magnoliopsida; Poales; Poaceae. Bases 133 to 429 code for a protein of 98 amino acids. The transcript has a single exon. The record is from RefSeq and is a predicted model, not a curated record.
CAGUCUGCACUGACAGCAACAACACACGUACGUACGUGUGCAGUGCUGCGUGGAACAGCUGCAACAACAUACAGAUAUACAUAUAGCAUCCCUCGAUCGGCCGGCUGAUCGAUCUUGGACGACGACAAGAAAAUGGCAGCCAAGCUCAGGGCGCAAGCACCUGCCGUCGUCGCCCUGCUCCUCGCCGCGGCGGGCCUGCUGGUGCUCGCGGCGACGGUCGCGGACGCCAGGCCGUUGAAGGAAGAGCCGUCGUCGUCGUCGGAGGGAGACGACGUGCCCACGGUGGUGGUGGAAUCGCCGGCGGGCGACAUCCAGACGGUGGUCGGGACGGCGGAGGACGACGGCGCCGGCAGAAACAAGUUCGUGAUGAGCAUCGACAUGCUCGGCGGGAUCAAGGAAUCCGGCCCGAGCCCCGGCGCCGGGCACUAGACGCCUGUACGCCAGGAAAUGACAGGAGGCCUCUCUGUCUCUGGUUUCAGAGAGGCAAAAAAAAUACGCUGCCACUUCCUGCACAUGCUAGGACUUACCGGGUUGAUAUUACUGUUUAUUAUGUUUUGUUUGUUCUUGAUGUACGGUUUGCCAUAGCAAAUGACAAAGCACCAGUACACUUAGGGACGUUUGGAUCCUUAA